AUGAGCAAACUUGAUAAUCUAAAAAACCUCUAAAUAUAGUAGCUUAAGGAAGUGAAUCCAGAACACGGUGAUUAGGCAGCUGCAGUGAAGUUCACAUCGAAUCGUAUAAAUGCCCUUGAAAAAUUUGUUAGAGAUUCCUUACAUUAAGAUAAGGAGUACUUUGCAGGCGAAAAAUCUACACUUUAAAAUAUUAUUGAGACAUUAACAACUGAGAAUAAUAGGCUCCUAUAACAUCUACAAGUGAACAGAGAAUAAAAAUAAUAAAUUGAAGCAGACCUAAAAAUAUCACAAGAGGAAAUUGCUAGAUUAAAGGCAAUAGUUCCACAACAUGAUGAAAAAUAACUUCAAAACGAGAUUUAGGAGACCAAGAAGACUAUUGUAAAGCUGAACAAAAUGAGAUAAGAUGAAGCCAAUGGAUUGAAUAUUAAUGAUUUAAAGCAAUUGAACAUCAAGAACAAAGAUAAGGAGAGUCCUGUCAACGAAUUGUGGAUCUGGUCUUUGGUUGUGAUUUAUAAGGAACCAGCCUCAAGUUAUUAUUGGAACAAUUUCAAAGGAUAAGUGUUUGAGAAUGCAGAAGGUGCUCAAGACUUCAAGGAUAGAUUGGGAAGAGUCAAAGCUGUGGACAUGAAAAAAGAUGAGUUUGAAAGAACCCAAAAUUUAUUGAAACAAAGGGAAUAGAUUUUAGCAGCAGAGAUCUUGACACCUGCAAUCAAAACCUAAAUUGCCAGUUUCUUUAAGAUUGUGGAUUUGAUGAUAGAGGUUGAGAGACAUUCCAAAUUGAUUCACAAUAAUGAGAAAUUGUUGCAAUAACUUGCUAAUGAGAAACAAUAAAUAUAAUCAGAGACCAACAAAAAUUAAGACAAGGCCUAAAUCCUAAAGGAUAGAAUAACCUUCUUAGACACCAUUCAUAAAGGCUAUCAAUUCAUGUACGAUGCUAUGGUCAAGAAAAUCCACAGCUAUCAACAAGCCUAAAUUUUAAAUGAUAAAUUUACAGAGCAAAUAGAGCAAAGCUUUAGCAAUUUAGAUUUCUCUAAAAGUUACGAUCAAUAAUAUGUUCCAUAAAUAGUACAAACUAUUUAACAUGAGAAGAUUGAAAAUUAAGACAACCAAUAAAUGAAAGUUUAAUAGGUUGUAGUAGAGGAGUAACAAUAACAAAAUCAAUAAAAAGUCAAUGUGAUUGAAGUGAAACAAACACCAUAAGAUGAGUAGAUAGACUUACAACAAUAACCACCAACAGAAAUUGUCCAAACGAAGACUGGAGGAUGUGAGGCCUGCAAUAUUUUUUGAGAGAAAUGAUAAUCCUUAAUAAAUAUUCAUAAUAA
Messenger RNA from Paramecium tetraurelia, 1322 nucleotides. RefSeq lists its product as uncharacterized. The transcript has 9 exons. Lineage: Eukaryota; Ciliophora; Oligohymenophorea; Peniculida; Parameciidae. The record is from RefSeq and is a predicted model, not a curated record.